Molecule: messenger RNA, 399 nt
Organism: Lachancea nothofagi CBS 11611
Lineage: Eukaryota; Fungi; Ascomycota; Saccharomycetes; Saccharomycetales; Saccharomycetaceae
Source: the annotation of a GenBank genome assembly
AUGAGCGUCGCUAAAAGAUCGGUUGCUGAUAGACCUGCUGAGAUUAAAACUCAAGCGCCAGAACCUGCCGUUAAAGGAGCAAAUGUUAGCGGUAGAGGCUGGAAAGUGGACAAAGGUCAAUUCAGAGUUGGUAGCAGACAAGUAAAAAACAAGAAGCUUACGUCUUGGGAGCUUAAGAAAGAGAAAAUGCUCGAGGACAAGCAGUUCAAGCUCAAACUAAAAGAACUAAAGGAUGAGAAGAAUCAAGCCCAUAAAGAUAAGAUACAGGCGUUGAAGGAGCGCAGGGAAAAGAAGGAGGAGCAAGAACGCUACGAAAGAUUGGCAGUCAAGAUGCAUGCAAAGAGAGUUGAUCGUUUGAGGCGUAGGGAAAAACGUAACAAAGCAUUGAAAGAACGUUAG